Messenger RNA from Cicer arietinum (chickpea), 1724 nucleotides. Lineage: Eukaryota; Viridiplantae; Streptophyta; Magnoliopsida; Fabales; Fabaceae. The record is from RefSeq and is a predicted model, not a curated record.
CCCCACUGCGACUUUAUUAGCCUUCCCCAAUUACACGACACCUUCCUUAUUCAACUGUCCUAAACACAACAACACAACACUUUUGUUUUCUCUAUUUCUUUCAGACACAAAACAAAAACUUCAUUUCAUUUCAUUUAUAAGCUCCAACCCUUCACUGAUUCAGACUCAUUCUCUUUCCCUUAACAGAGAGAGUUCACUAACUACUCUCCUCAAUUUCACAAACAAUGGAUAACACUCAUCGCUUCAAUCAAAAUGACAGAACUACCCUCCUCUGUUUUUUCUUCACUUUCCUUUUUUUCUCCGGCGUCCCCCUCGCCGGAGCUCAAACCUCCAACGACAACCCAAACGAUAGCUAUUACAACCGUGUAAGCCCCUCCAUGGCUAUAAUAAUCGUAAUUCUGAUCGCCGCUCUUUUUCUCAUGGGUUUCUUCUCCAUCUACAUCCGUCAAUGCGCCGAUUCACCUUCCAACAGCAUCCGCAACAUCGCCGGAGUUACCGGACGCUCUCGCCGUGGGGCGCGUGGCCUCGACCCCUCGGUAAUCGAGACUUUUCCAACAUUCGAAUAUUCUGUGGUUAAGAUUCACAAAAUUGGUAAAGGUGCACUAGAAUGCGCCGUGUGUUUAAACGAAUUCGAAGAGACCGAAACGCUGCGUUUAAUUCCAAAGUGUGACCACGUGUUUCACCCUGAGUGUAUUGACGAGUGGCUAAGUUCACAUACCACUUGCCCCGUUUGCCGAGCCAACUUGGUUCCGCAACCUGGCGAAUCGGUUCACGGGAUUCCUUUGUUGAAUACAGAACAAGAAGACAUAGAAGCUCAAAACGACGCCGUUGAAACUCUUCCUGAAAAUCAAAACACCGAAACUGCUUUAAAAGAGUCAGCUGAACCGGAAGUGUUGUCAUUAAACCAAACGCUUAACCGGAACCGGACGAGAGGUUCGCGGUCCGGUCGGCCUCGUUGGUUCCCUCGGUCUCACUCGACCGGUCAUUCGUUGGUCCAACCAGGUGAGAACACUGAACGUUUCACUUUGAGGCUACCAAUGAAUGUGAGGAAGCAAAUACUACAAAACCCGGAAUUGCAUCGGGCUAGAAGCUUGGUUGUGCUGCCAAGAGAAACUAGUUCUCGGCGGGGAUAUCGAACCGGUGGUGGGGAGGGAAGUAGUAGAGGGAAAUCUGUGAGGUGGUUGGAUCGGGGUUUUAAAUCAGACCGGUGGGUUUUCACGAUGGCGCCUCCUUUUCUUGUUAGAGCAUCUUCGAUUAGGUCACCGAGGGUAGCUAAUAGCGCUGGUGAAGGUACCUCUAGUUCAACAGCAGCGGCGGCGGCUGUGGACUCACCACGUCCUCCAGUUUAAUCGCCUGUUUUGAUCAUUCCCACUUCACUAUUUAAUGUAUUUAUUUCUUUAAUUUUUUUUAAUCACGAGUUAGGUUUUAGUGUAAAAUAUGUAAAAUGUGUAUAAUGCAGCACAUUAUUUUCUAGUCAUGGUCACUAUUCCCUUAAAAAAAAUUCAUAAUCAUUAUUUAUUUGAUAGUAUUUGUUAAAAGAAAAAAUAGAAUGAGUUUAUUAUUUAUUUUUUUUUUUAAAUAGCGUAGUGAACAUUCAAUCUAAAACAAACAAAAAUUCAUGUGUUAUGCAAUGAAUCUUUGCUUCGCACUUUUAGAGAUGUGGAGAUAGUCAUGAGUCUUUGUCUCACUUUUAAAGAUAGUUUGAACUCUAUGGCGAUUUUAUA